AUGGGUAACCAGGUUUUCUUCGACGUUCAGUAUGCGCCUGUCGGCACCAGCGCCCCCAAGACCGGCCGCAUUAUCUUCAACCUCUUUGACGACGUUGUCCCCAAGACCGCGAAGAACUUCCGUGAGCUGUGCAAGAAGCCCGCCAAGGAGGGCUACAAGGGCUCUUCUUUCCACCGAAUCAUUCCCAACUUCAUGCUCCAGGGUGGUGACUUCACUCGUGGCAACGGUACCGGUGGUCGCUCCAUCUACGGUGACAAGUUUGCCGACGAGAACUUCAAGCUUGCCCACGACAAGCCUGGUCUCCUCUCCAUGGCCAACGCUGGCCCCAACACCAACGGCUCUCAGUUCUUCAUCACCACUGUUGUGACCUCAUGGCUCGAUGGCAAGCACGUUGUCUUCGGUGAGGUUGCCGACAACGAGUCCUACCAGGUUGUCAAGGAGAUCGAGGCUCUCGGCAGCUCCUCCGGUGCCCCCCGCUCCAACGUCAAGCCCACCAUCGUCGAGUGCGGUGAGCUGUAA
This is a messenger RNA of Aspergillus mulundensis, 519 nucleotides long. It is a transcript of the gene cyp4, whose product is annotated as peptidyl-prolyl cis-trans isomerase. Gene Ontology annotation, biological process: protein folding; protein peptidyl-prolyl isomerization. Gene Ontology annotation, molecular function: peptidyl-prolyl cis-trans isomerase activity. NCBI's taxonomy places the organism in Eukaryota, Fungi, Ascomycota, Eurotiomycetes, Eurotiales, Aspergillaceae. The record is from RefSeq and is a predicted model, not a curated record. The coding region runs from base 1 to 519 and encodes 172 amino acids. The transcript has 4 exons.